Molecule: messenger RNA, 225 nt
Organism: Adineta ricciae
Lineage: Eukaryota; Metazoa; Rotifera; Eurotatoria; Adinetida; Adinetidae
Source: the annotation of a GenBank genome assembly
AUGUACGUGCUGCGAAUAAUCUUAUUCCUUAAUCUGACCUAUCUUCUUUCGUUUUUCGUGCUUUUCAAUCCAAUUCAAUGUAAACCAAGUAGUGGUGGACACUUAUCAUCACAACGCGCACGUCCUAGCUAUUCAUCUGGUGGAAAUCAACAACCAAAUUCUCUAUUGUGGAGUAAUUCUUGGUUUACACCAGACUCUGGUGCCUGGUAUGAUAAUGGUAUGUAA